Messenger RNA from Glarea lozoyensis ATCC 20868, 1611 nucleotides. Its product is annotated as Cytochrome P450. The record is from RefSeq and is a predicted model, not a curated record. Gene Ontology annotation, molecular function: monooxygenase activity; oxidoreductase activity, acting on paired donors, with incorporation or reduction of molecular oxygen; iron ion binding. The transcript is spliced from 3 exons. Lineage: Eukaryota; Fungi; Ascomycota; Leotiomycetes; Helotiales; Helotiaceae. The coding region runs from base 1 to 1611 and encodes 536 amino acids.
AUGGGUAUCAGCUUGUUCCAAGCCGUAACGUUGGCUGUGGCCGUUGAGCUGUUCCUUCUUGGAAAAGCCCUUCAAAAGAGUGAUCGUUCUUAUCCUGCUUCUUGGAUAGCCAGUGUCUUUGGCAUCAACUAUGGUCUCCUCCUCUUUUACAAUCUAGCGAUAUAUCCAGUCUUCGUCGACCCUCUACGAAACGUGCCUGGGCCAAGGUACGGAAAUGUUUUGGCGCUCAAGGUAUGGUACAAUCAUGUUGUAACCAAAAGGAAAAUAGGCGCCCAAUUUUACACCGAAAUAGCCAGAACUACUCCAAAUGAGGGUAUCAUAGCCAUCAGAAGUUUUGGCUCGACCAUGAUUGUUCUCACUCAACCCGAAACAAUAACCACAGUUCUUGUGAAUGAGCGUUUGAGUUACACCAAGCCUCCACAACUUCGAAAAUUCCUUCGUCCCAUUCUAGGGGAUGGGCUGGUCUUUCUUGAAGGCGAGGAGCACCGGUUCGGACGUAAACACACACAACCGGCGUUCAACAAGGCGCAAAUCAAUGAUCUAUAUCCCAUGAUGUGGGGUAAAGCCCAGGAAAUGGUUGCCGUAAUAGGGAAGACAUUGGAGCCAGGCUAUGAAUCUGGGAAGGUUGAAAUAGUUCGCUGGGCAACCAGAGUGUCACUCGACAUCAUUGGCUUGGCUGGUCUGGGGCACGACUUCCACUCGCUAACAGACGUGAAAGACAAACUCGCGGGUGACUAUGAAGAGCUUACCGAAACGACAUGGGGGAAGCUUCUAUGGUUUCUUUUGAUGUCAAGGCUUUCCCCGACCAUGACACGCUUUCUCCUGCCUGGCAUCACAAAGACCAUGGAGGAUAGAGUAGCGUCGGUACGCAACCUUUCCACCAAAAUGAUCUAUGAAAAGAUGGGAGCCGCCAAGGACGGCGACGACGGGCAAUUUGAUAUCUUGUCUUUGCUUAUCAGCUCAAACGACUUCAGUGAGGCUCAACUCACUGAUCACUUGCUAACCCUACUGGUUUCGGGACAUGAGACAACAUCAGUGGCUUUUGUGUGGAUGUGCUAUCGACUAGCUAUUCACCAGGACGCGCAGAAGAGACUUCGCACUGAAGUCCUGAACGCAAUCGCAGGUGUUGAACCAUCGCAGUUGCCGUCCAUCUUGGAAGGGUUGCCUUUCUUAAAUGCGGUCAUGCUUGAGGUCCUACGUCUGUAUCCUCCGUUACCCAUGCAAUCGCGCGUUGCUGAUGUCGAUACCUUCAUACUUGGGCACCCACUUGCGAAGGGAACAAGAGUCCUGAUUCCCGCUUGGAUCGUGAAUAGAGCCCCAGAGCUUUGGGGCCCUGACGCGGACGAGUUCCGGCCAGAACGUUGGAUAGAUGAAGAUGGGAGGCAUAACAACAUGGGAGGGGGUAGUAUCGGUAGCAUGACGUUUGGAAGAGGGCCAAGAGGAUGCAUUGGUGAAGGCUUCACCAAGGCCGAGCUGAGAUGCAUGAUGUGUGCGAUGCUUAGCCACUUUGAGUGGACAUUGAAUAUGCCCAUCUCGGAGGUAGUACCAUCGGGGAGUGUCACCAUUCGGCCUGCUAAUGGGCUGCAUUUGAAGAUGAAGAGGCUUGUCUAA